AGAAGAAAAAAGACAUUUUGGUUGAGCCUGUGGACGAAAUGUCCAAACUCUCCUGCAGCGACUACAGGCUGAAUAUCUCCUGUUUCUGAACAUGUGAUGUGCUUUCCAACUCUCCCUGUCUCCCGAUAAAUAGCCAACUCUUGCAAAGUGUAAAUAAAUCUAUAUUUCCCGCUGAAAGUGGCUGUGUUGCUGCUAAGCUAAGCUAAGCAGUGAUGUCUGACUCCAGCAGCAGGAUGAUGACGUCUUCUGAACACCUGGCAGUCGGGCCUGCAGGGAAAGCGUCGUCGUCCUCGGUCGCGUCAGGAAAUGGAAACUGGGACGGUGCAGGUGGGAUGGACCAGAUAACUGUGGUGAGAAUAGAUGACACACACAUCGCAGAGGAGCAGGUGAAAGACGACGCUGCGGAGUACUACGAGGAGGAGUACUCGAUUCCUGAGGAGGACGAGGAGGAGGUUGCGGCAGAGGAAGAGGAAGACGGUGUUUUUGUCAUUGAGUAUUCAAAUCCCGAAGAGGAGGGAGAGAGCUACCAGUUCACGAUGUCCGUGGACAGAUCGCUCCCGGCCAAAAAGCCCGAAAUUACACCUCCUGUGGUUGGAGUGAACGCCGGAGUGAACGCCGGAGUGAACGCCGGAGUGAACGCCAGAGCUCCUCUACCUGCCAUGUCCAAACCGUCCAGGCCGCAGAGGCCGAGACACGAGGUGAGGCAGAAGAGGAAGCUGAUAACGGAAGAGGAGGUGAAGAAGGAGGAGGUUGUGAGCAAUAAAUCCGUGUUGGAGCUCGGAGAGAACUACAGCGACGUGAUGGAAGUGAAUUCGGGCUCAGGUAAUAGACUGGUGUGCUCGCUGUGCCCGCCGCCCGGCCGGCUCUUCAAGAGAGGCUCAGGUUUGGCCGUACACCUCAAACAAAUGCACCACAUGGUGGGGAAGAAGACGUUCUUCUGCACGACGUGCCAGCAGUCGGUUCGCACUCAGAUCGAACUGGACGCGCACACGCGACGCCACGCCAACCAGGACGCCGUGUUCACCUGCUUCCUCUGCGAGGCGGAGAAGACGGGGUUCAGGGGGCCGAGGUGGGGGCUGAAGAGACACCUGGAGAAGGAGCACCCGGGCGUCGUCCCCCGCUGCGACGUCUGCAACAAAGGCUUCAAAUCGCUGGCGUCGUACCUGGCCGAUCAGUUCAGGCACGUGGGCGUGUCGCCCUACUACUGCGCCAGGUGUCAGAUCUACGAGAUGACCGAGAGGGGUCUGACCAUUCACAUCAAAAACCACGACAAGAAGAAGAAGAAGCAGGAGUCAGGGGAAAACCUCCAGCAGACGUUGGGAGUCUCCGCCGUCGCUGAUAACUCCGCCACAGACGACUCCGACUUCUGACACGUCUCUGAGUGUUUGACGUUAAAGCAGCUGCAGCUCAGUGACCUCUGUUCCACGUUUAUGCAUCUUUGACUGAACUGAACUUUAGACACAGUUAUUCGGGUUUUCUUGACAGGUAUCACAUUAAGGAAACUCAGGCUUCAGAACUCGUACGAUGUGGUCGCGUCUUCAACCUGCAGCCUCCAUCAGUGUCACGUGUACAGUAAAUCCAGUUGUGGUUACUGUGGCCUCAGUUGGGAAUUAAAGGAAAAUUACAUUUUUUCACAACCUGGGUCUUGUUUUUGUACGUUUGGCCAUCGUUGGAGAUGGUAAUUUAUUUUCUCCAGCUUCAUUUAGGAGGAUUAAUUUGACACUUUGGGACAUAUGCCCACUCGCCCUGUUAGACCUGGUAUUAACAUGUCUGACUGAUCCAGUUAAUGCAGAGCUCUAAUCAGUUCACAGCUCCACCUGCGUCUCGAGUGACCACUUGUGACCAGAUCUCACUUCCCCACUCUGUAUGCACAUACACACAAUAGGCUGUACCUCGCUCUAAAGAAAGCAACGAAUUAAUGUAGAACGUCUGCCGAAUUUACAAGAAGGCCCAAAUACUUAAGAAUUAGUCACUGACAGUGUUUAACAAAGGGGAUCCGUUUUCUCCUCACUCAACAACAACCAAAAUAAGACAUUUUUUAAGGGAGUCAGGGGAAAUUGUUCUGUAGUAGUACAGUACAGUAGUACUGAGGCUGGUCUAGGUUAAAGAGCGCAAACAUAUCAUAAGUUACAGUGAAGCAAAUGGAAAUCAGCGUGUUUCAUGUGUACUUACAGGACGUCAGUGGAGUAGACGGGCCUUCAGUGCGGCCCAGGACACAUAGUGUACUAUCUGACAGGCUGUUCUUAUGCAGUAUACUGGAUUAAAGAUCACUAAUUGUCACAAUAUGUCUUGUUUGUUUAAUCCAUACAAUAACUGUAAAAACAAUAAGUCGCUGUUUUACAGGGACAGAAAGUCAAGCCCAAGAAAUAGUCCGACACAAAACCGCCCUAAAACCACAAUGUGUUGUCCUCACACUCAAAUGAACUAAAAUAAAUGAUAAUGUGAUAUAAUGGUGAGCUUUAGAGGUUUUUGUUACCUAUAGAGAGAGCCAGGCUAACUGUUUCCCCCUGCUUACAGUCUGACUGAAGCUUUAUAAUUCAGUAUUCUCAUUCAACACGGCAAGAACGCGAAUGAGCAUAUUUCCCAAAAUGUUGAGUUAUUCCUUUUAAGAGAUCUUGUCACAGGGAGUCGGGUCGGUUUGUCUAAAGAACAUCAACAACUAGUCUGAAAAGUGAAGUUAAAGGAUCAAACAUGAAAUAUUACGGAGCACUGGUGUGAACAUUUAUCUUUAAUCUCUUCAGUAAAGUCUAUAACUGAUAGAAAUAAUCACAAAAACAAUGGUGCUGUAACUGACACUUAUUUUAUCUGGUUUAUUCAUCAUUAAAAUGUCAGAAAAUAGAGACAAAUGCCUGUUAAAGUGUCCUGUGAUGUCUGAAAACCCAAAGAUAUUCAGUUUAUAAUGAGAUAAAACGAGCUGUAAUAGAAAUAAGACCCAGGUUGUGCAUCAGUCGACCCCUCAGCCCUCCACAGUGUUGAUGCUGUUUGUUCUUCAUUAGUGUCUGAGUCGGUGCAUGUGUGUGUAGAUACUGUAUAUUCUGUAUUACUCACCAGUUAUUCCAGUUACAGUAGAAGAAAGUGAAUCUGUUUUCAUCCUGCAGCUUCACUCAGAGUUCAAACCUUUUAUUCUCUUCCUGUCCACAGCUUCUCUGAGUGUGAUCAGCCUCAGUGGACGCUAAAGUAACUCAUGUAAAGGACCAACGCCAGUAUUCUUUCAUGUUUUACUUCAAAUCGUGUUCUUUGCUUUACAGCUGACAUUUUUCAAAACAGGUUUCCAGGUUAAUAAAUGAGUUUUUCUUUCAUAUUUUUGGUGGGAAAUCAAUCACAGUGAAUCCUUGUUUAUCUCACUUUUUUUGUCAAAGUUGGAUGAUAGUUAAAGGUUUUAUAUAUAUACAUUCAUUUGCCAUUAAAUGUCACACUAGACAUCUCAGACCAGAACUAUGGGCACUACUCUGAGCAGACUAAACAAUAAUUUUACACACUUAAAACUCAACAAAACCGUCUUUAUUAGUCUUUCCACUGAAUAAAUCCUUAUUUCACUGAUAGAAAAACAGUAUUUUCAGUGGCUCUCCUCAGCAGAUAGUUGUUUGCGGCUAUAUUAAUGUUUUAAAUCUCACAUAUAACCUUUUAACAGUAACGUAGCUGAAAGAUCUGCUGCUGUGGUGCAUUCAUGGUCCUGUGAGAAGAUCUGACAAAUGAGACCUCAGUCAUCUGGAGUUUUCAAAGGAACACAACUAUGAAAAUGAAGCCUUUUAUCAGCACAUGUUCACUAAAAAACCUAAAAGGAUUUCUGAAUUAGUCAGCACACAAUGACACCACUUUAAAUGUAAGAAAUAAAAACAAAUAUUACCACUAACAAAAAUGUUUCUGCCAGCUGAUUUCAUAGAAAUAUACUAAAAAACAUUUCUGCCUUGUAGGAAGUAAAAUAAUGUGAUUGGUAGUAAAUGGAUAGAAAGUGUAAUAACACAGUAUGAUCCAGGUUAUUGUUUCCCUCUAAAAUAAAGACUGCGUGCAUUUAAAUGUCCUAAUUAUACAGAAAAAAAGGCCUUUUAACAGAAACUCUAAAUUACGUUUUUGAGAUUAAAAGUGUUGAAACUUCUGGAGUUUGUUCAGUCGUCCUGAGGAAGUCAAAGUGCACAGAGAAAUCUAAAGUUGACCUUCAAUUCAAUGACAACUGGGUGAAAUCCAUCUACUGAUGAAAGUCAUGUGAUAUGAUCGAAAGCUCCAGAACAGCUACUAAAGAAAAUAAAAUGUGAUCCUGAUGUAGAAAAUGUACUCACACAAACAUUAAAUAAUCCUUUAACUAAUAAAUUAACAAACUACAUUAAAGAUAUUUUUAUAAUCUUUAAUUAUCAUGUAAGUCUUUUACGACGUAACAGCACAAACGUUUGAAAAUGUAACUUUUUUCUUUGUUUUUUAACCAUAAAACUAACAGAUAGAUGAAUUCAUGAAUGAAAAUAAAUGUUCCAACAACCCAGUUUAUUUACAUUAUUUAUACAUGUUUUACUGUGGUUAUAAGCAGUGAAAUAAGUAUCCACUAUUUCACAAGAAAAACACAAAAAUUACAUCAAAGUAGUUUUGUGUGUUUUUAUCCCUUAAAUCAAUCUUAUUUGAAUUUGGACCCCAUUAAUCGGGGCCCUUAACCUCAGAUUUAAAACCACUAAGGUAGCGCCUGUGGACUUUAGUCUCUUUCCCUCACUGAUUAUGUUUAUCACUGAAAUUUGCAUCAUUUGAACAGUUAAAUACAAUUAAAAUGAUAAUUAUGGAACCUGUUUUAGCCCAAAUAUGGAUUUAAAACCCACUAAUUAUUUAUAUUAUUUUAUUAUAUUGAGCUGGUUUGUGUUGCAAUCAAGUCUUUUUUUAUUCAACAAUCAGAAUAAAACAUGAAUCAUAAAUAUUCUGCUUUUGGAGGAUGAAACGAGUAUUAAAGGAGCUGAAAUCGUUAAAAUAUGGACUGCGUUUGGUGCACAAACACUGAGAGGAACUGCAACAGUCUGUUUGUAUUAAACAUUUUAAAGUGAAUAUGUUUUUUAUUUUUUUUAAAUGAAAAUUUCUGUUUUUUAUUCUUUGCUGUAACAUUUGUUGGCAACAUCCUUGUGACUUUUUUAAUUUUCUGACAUUAAAGGGAAUCACCACUGA
Morone saxatilis (striped sea-bass) is the source of this 5136-nucleotide messenger RNA. RefSeq names its product zinc finger protein 567-like. The record is from RefSeq and is a predicted model, not a curated record. Gene Ontology annotation, biological process: regulation of transcription by RNA polymerase II. Gene Ontology annotation, molecular function: RNA polymerase II cis-regulatory region sequence-specific DNA binding; DNA-binding transcription factor activity. Lineage: Eukaryota; Metazoa; Chordata; Actinopteri; Moronidae. The coding region runs from base 213 to 1370 and encodes 385 amino acids. The transcript has 2 exons.